CCACUUCAGAACGACUUCCAAGGAAACUUGGGAACGCCUCACCUAUCUCGCAUUCCUCGCAUAGACCUCACCUGUCCUCGUUUUCGCUUUCGUGGUGCGACUGACCGUGGUCUUUCUACGAAUCUGCGACCGAUGCCAUCGCUGUCAAUCUCAGGCUAUCAGCAAAGCCAUGCCGAGCAGCCGUUCUCACCAACCAUUGCACGAUGCGAAGUUUACGAAAAUUGUCGAGGGGCACUUCUGCCAGCCAAGGCACGAAUUCACUGCUUGUAG
Molecule: messenger RNA, 270 nt
Organism: Colletotrichum abscissum
Lineage: Eukaryota; Fungi; Ascomycota; Sordariomycetes; Glomerellales; Glomerellaceae
Exons: 2
Source: RefSeq, a predicted model, not a curated record